CGCCCAAGCAUGGUAUUCACUUCCGUGUUUACGACAGUCUGUGAGCCGGUGUUCGUUUACGGCAGGCAGUGCACGCACAUGUGUUUCCAGAGUCAACAGCGUGUCUAUUGAUAGUCCGUCUAUCCAUCUUUAAAGGGUCUCUAUCAUGUCAUUUCGCGGGGGUGGUGGUCGAGGAGGGGGUCGUGACGGUGGUUUUAACAGAGGUGGUCGUGGAGGAGGAUUUGGAGGGGGUCGAGGUGGCGGAUUUGGAGGGGGCCGAGGCGGAUUUGGAGGGGGUCGAGGUGGCAGAGGUGGAUUUAACAGAAAUCAAGACUAUGGCCCACCGGAACAAGUUGUCGCUGUGGGAGAGUUCAUGCACCCCUGUGAGGAUGAUAUUGUCUGUAAAUCUGUGACGGAAAACAACCAAGUCCCCUACUUCAAUGCUCCUGUAUACCUGGAAAACAAAGAGCAAAUUGGAAAAGUGGACGAGAUCUUUGGGCAGCUUCGUGAUUUUUAUUUUUCAGUCAAGCUCUCUGAAAAUAUGAAGGCAUCCUCCUUCAAGAAGUUACAGAAGUUCUACAUUGACCCCAUGAAGCUGUUGCCCCUCCAGAGAUUCCUCCCUAGGCCUCCAGGUGAGAAGGGACCACCCCGUGGAGGUAGAGGAGGAAGAGGUGGCAGAGGAGGUGGCUUCCGUGGAGGUCGUGGUGGUGGUGGUCGUGGAGGAUUUGGUGGAGGAUUUGGCGGACGAGGAGGUGGUGGAGGAUUUGGCGGACGAGGAGGUGGUGGUGGAGGAUUCAGAGGAGGCAGAGGUGGAGGCGGUGGACGUGGAUUCAGAGGUGGAAGAUGAUGAAGGUCUCACAGCAUGGGAUGUUUCCUUUCCUCUGCUGGAGAGACUUCCAGUGAGAAGCCAGAAGCAGCAUUUGGGGCCUAACAGAGUCUUAAGACUGUGAAUUGAUGCCUCUUUUGUACAGCUGAACUUUUUACUUUGUUUUGUACCAUAUUGUAUUUUUUAUUUUUUUUUAUUUGGUAUACUAAUAGGGCUGAUCUUUUAAGUUACCAUAUCCCUGUGUACAAAGAGGGCGGGUGUCUCCACAACCUUGACUGGUUGGUUUGCAGCUACUGAUGGUUGGGCUAGUACAGACUUGAACAACAUCAAGGUUAUGUAGUGACAAAAUGAUAAAGCCAACUCCACAGAUCAUAAUAAUAAUGUAACAACUUUUCAUUGUUGGAUCGUAAUGGAUAUUUGCAUUUACAGAAUUGCUGUUUGUUUCAUUUGAACUCCAGGUGCCACCACAAACUUGAAAAAUAAAAUCAAAGGUAUAUUUACUGUA
This is a messenger RNA of Labeo rohita (rohu), 1310 nucleotides long. RefSeq names its product GAR1 homolog, ribonucleoprotein (gene gar1). The coding region runs from base 146 to 826 and encodes 226 amino acids. Lineage: Eukaryota; Metazoa; Chordata; Actinopteri; Cypriniformes; Cyprinidae. Gene Ontology annotation, biological process: snoRNA guided rRNA pseudouridine synthesis; ribosome biogenesis. The record is from RefSeq and is a predicted model, not a curated record. Gene Ontology annotation, molecular function: box H/ACA snoRNA binding. The transcript has 7 exons. Gene Ontology annotation, cellular component: box H/ACA snoRNP complex.